AUGUACACAUUGACAAUUGUUAUAUCUCGCUUCGCGUGGAAAAUAAGCAAUAUCUAUCUAUCUAUCUGUCUAUCUAUCUAUCUAUCUAUCUAUCUAUUCUAUAACCCUAUCAAGAACCCCGAGGCAAACCGAAGGGGCACCAGACCAUAUAUGGCAGCAAUACUCCAUGCAAGGGCGAAUGUGGAUUUGUGUAUCUAUCUAUCUAUCUAUCUAUCUAUCUAUUAUAUAACUUCGAAUAAUCUAUCUAUCUAUCUAUCUAUCUAUCUAUCUAUCUAUCUAUCUCUUUCUUUUUCGUUGAUGACAAAGACUCCAUUAAAAAACGACCCAAUCAUUCAUUACUGGAGCGGCAAUGAAUUCUUUUCUUUCUUUCUUUCUUUCUUUCUUUCUUUCUUUCUAAUACAUAUUUACGUAUCUUUCUUUCUUUCUUUGUCAUAUUUACGUUCCUUUCUUUCUUUUUCUUUCUUUCUUUCUAAUACAUAUUUACGUAUCUUUCUUUCUUUUUCUUUUUUACUUUCUUUCUUUUUCUUUUUUACUUUCUUUCUUUCUUUAUUUAUUUCUAAUGCAAAUUUAGCUUUCUUUCUUUUUCUUUCUUUCUAA
Molecule: messenger RNA, 597 nt
Organism: Acanthosepion pharaonis
Lineage: Eukaryota; Metazoa; Mollusca; Cephalopoda; Sepiida; Sepiidae
Source: the annotation of a GenBank genome assembly